Molecule: messenger RNA, 2897 nt
Organism: Triticum dicoccoides
Lineage: Eukaryota; Viridiplantae; Streptophyta; Magnoliopsida; Poales; Poaceae
Product: receptor-like protein EIX1
Exons: 2
Coding region: 1-2832 (943 amino acids)
Molecular function (GO): protein binding
Source: RefSeq, a predicted model, not a curated record
AUGGCUGCUCAGCUUGAGCAUCUCGCCCGUGGCGUUGCGGCCAUACUUUGCCUGCUGAUUUUCCAUGUUGCAUUUUCUGAUUUCCGUGCUCAGGCAAGGAUGUCAGGUGGGAAUGGAACCUGCAUCAGCAUGGAACGGGAUGCGCUUCUAUCCUUCAAGACAGGCCUUCUGGACCCUGUUCGCCGUCUCUUAUCAUGGCAGGGCAAAGAAUGCUGCCAGUGGGAGGGAGUCCGGUGCAGCAGCAGAACAGGUCAUGUCAUAAAGCUCGAUCUCCGCAACACCUACAUGCCUGACUAUGAUGCCGUCAUUUAUGGCCACGCCAGGCUCAACAGCCAGAGCUUGUUCAUAGAUGAGAUGAGCUCCUCUUUAGCUGUUUUGCAACAAUUGAGGUAUCUUGAUCUGAGUGGGAAUGACUUCAACGGCACUACCAUACCUUUGUUCGUGGCCUCUCUGGAGAACUUAAGGUACCUCAAUCUCUCGUGGUCAGGUUUCGGUGGGAGAAUACCUUCCCAACUCAGUAAUCUCUCAAACUUGGAAUAUCUUGAUAUUAGUGGGAAUUAUCAGCAUGAUGAUAUGGGUGACAAUUAUUUAUAUGGUCUACACACAGUGGAUCUUGCAUGGUUUAAGCAUCUCCCAUUGUUGAGUAAUCUUGACAUGAGCGAUGUGGACCUCAGCCAUGUGCAGGAUUGGGUUUACCUGGUUAACAUGCAUUCUUCUCUGAGAGUGCUUCGCUUGGCAGAUUGUGGCCUUACCAGCACAAUGUCAGUUACUUCAAGAUCAAACCUCCCACAUCUCCAAGUCCUCGAUCUGUCUGGCAACUUGUUUAACACAACACUAGAGCACUACUGGUUUUGGGAUCUCAUCGGCCUUAAAAAGCUUCACCUAGGUGCCUGCGAUUGGCAUGGACCUAUUCCUGAAGAACUGGGAAACAUGACGUCCCUUCAAGUCAUAGAUUUAGGUUUAAAUUAUCUUGUGGGAUUGAUACCGAGCAACUUACAAAAUUUAUGCAAAUUGAAAGUGUUGAAUUUUGAGUAUAACAACAUUAAUGCAAGCAUAGAGGAGUUCAUGCAUCGAUUGCCAAGUCAAAACAUGAUAACUGGUACUAUGCCAAUGGGAGUUGGAGCACUUGGUAACUUGACAGUGUUAGAACUCGGUGACAAUAAACUCGAGGGCGUGCUCACAAAGGACCAUUUGUCAGGCUUACAGAAUUUAGAGUAUCUGGACUUGUCGCACAACUCGUUCAAAAUGCAUAUUGAUCCGGAUUGGCUUCCUCCCUUCAGACUAAAGAGCAUAAACUUAGAGUCAUGCACAGUGGGGCCCCGUUUUCCAGAGUGGCUUAGAUGGCAGACGAACAUUGAAUCUCUUUGUCUCGCAAAUACAAGUUUGGAUGAUGUUAUUCCUGAUUGGUUUUGGAUGACGUUUUCCCAAGCUUGGUUCUUGGAUGCAUCAGGAAACAUGUUGCAUGGUUCAUUACCGUCAAAUCUACAACACAUGCCAACUGAAUCUCUGUCUCUUGGGUGCAAUAACCUUACAGGUCUAGUACCACGUCUCCUCCCUAUAAAUAUAUCAAAAUUGCAUCUGUCUUCAAACUCUUUCUCAGGGUCAUUGCCAUUAGAGCUAAAAGCUCCAUUACUUAAGGAUUUAUCGCUAGCAAAUAAUCAAAUUAUAGGCAUCAUUCCAUCAUCUAUGUGCCAAUUGACUAGUUUAAUGUGGUUGGACCUAUCGGGAAACAAUUUAACAGGAGAUGUUAUGAAGUGUUGGAAUGAGUCUGAUAAGAAUUUUCCAGGGCUCAGUGCAAACUCUACAAAUCAGUUUGGUUCUAGCAUGCGUAGUCUAGCCUUGAAAAACAAUGAUCUCUCGGGUGAAUUUCCUAAAUUUCUUCAGAGUGCCUCGCAGUUGACAUUCCUUGAUCUUUCAUACAAUAGGUUCUCUGGAACAUUGCCAAAGUGGUUGCCAGAAAAAAUUCCAUAUUUGAAUAUCUUAAGGAUGAGAUCAAACAUGUUCAGUGGCCAUAUUCCUAAGAACCUUACUUUUCUUGGAAAUCUUCACUAUUUGGACAUGGCAAAUAACAAUAUAUCAGGCAGUAUACCAUGGUCACUAUCAAGCUUGAAAGCCAUGAGGACCGACAUAUCUUGGAAUAUGGUUCUAAAAGAUUUUCUUGAGGAGAGCAUGCCGGUCAUCACAAAAGGCCAGACACGUGAAUAUACCCCUGAAAUCUACAGUCUACUGGUUAAUCUUGAUCUUUCAUGUAAUAGUUUAACAGGUCAGAUUCCUGAGGAGAUAAGUUUGCUCAUUGGGCUCACUGGUCUGAACUUAUCUAGUAAUCAAUUGGUCGGCAAAAUUCCAAAUCAGAUUGGCGAUCUGAAGUGGUUAGAGUCCCUCGACCUAUCCUACAAUGACAUAUCUGGUGAAAUCCCAACAAGUUUGUCGGCUCUGACCUCUUUGAGCCACCUGAACCUGUCAUACAACAACUUAUCAGGCACGGUACCAUCCGGGCAACAGCUGCAGGUUCUCGACAACCUGAACUAUACCUACAUCGGCAACCCUGGUCUAUGUGGCUACCCUCUCUCAAAGAACUGCUCUGCUAGUCCUACUGAUGCGGAGCAAAGUGCUGACCAUGAAGUUGCAGAUCAUAUCUCAUAUCUCUAUCUUGGGAUGGGCAUAGGAUUUGUGGUUGGCCUUUGGGUGGUGUUCUGCGCCAUGUUACUGAGGAGAACCUGGGCGGUUGCCUACUUUCAGGUCAUUGACAAGCUGUAUGAUGAGGUUUAUGUGUGGGUCGCUAUAGCUUGGUCUCGCCUGAUGAAGAAUACCCACGGCGACGAAGAAGCGUGAGGAGCCCGCUUCAUGCUGCAGUUGAACUGCUCAAGACCUGUAUGUUAGUACUUUGUAAUUUGGAG